Polyodon spathula (Mississippi paddlefish) is the source of this 3393-nucleotide messenger RNA. RefSeq names its product CMP-N-acetylneuraminate-beta-galactosamide-alpha-2,3-sialyltransferase 2-like. Gene Ontology annotation, molecular function: beta-galactoside (CMP) alpha-2,3-sialyltransferase activity. The transcript is spliced from 7 exons. The record is from RefSeq and is a predicted model, not a curated record. NCBI's taxonomy places the organism in Eukaryota, Metazoa, Chordata, Actinopteri, Acipenseriformes, Polyodontidae. The coding region runs from base 1586 to 2617 and encodes 343 amino acids.
CACCAAGGAAGGUCUGCUCAUAAGUGACAACUUUAACCUUUCGAAAUCCUGCAGCUUUAUUUCUGCUUGCUUUACUUUAACCCUGAUUCAUGGUGUCAAGUUUUCAGACGCAGGAAGCACCCUACCCAGUCUAGUUCUAACAUUUGAUAAACCGUCAACUGAAGUGUCACGUGAUCUGCUUUGAUAUGACGGGUCUGUUCUGCGUUAGUCAGCAGGUCAGCCUCUUCCUGAAGAUGCCCAUUCUCACAAUACUGUCACAAUAUUCUUACCCCCCAACUCAAUCUUAAUACCCUGGGUUAUUAAACAUUCCAUAAAGAUACCCAGCACUGCUCCCUAGCAUGCAAUCUGGAGGCUGGCAUGCACGCUGAUUGUGCCUCCUGGCCCCACACUUGGAUUUGCCACUGUAGCACGCGGGUAUGGUGCAGUUAAUAUCAGCACAGCAACCCAUGGGUCUUCCUGUCAUGCUUUAUAAGAAAAAAAAUUCCUGACCUGUCUGUAUCCCUCCUACCUCGACUGAUCCACAAAGACAAGCCCCCCGUUUCCCUUCACCAGGUCACCAGUCCGUUCUCAAUACGGUCAGCGGAUACCCGGGCAGUCUAGAGUUUUGGAUGAUGAAAUUCUGUAAAAUCUUACAUGCAUGUUCCAGUUUAACAGGGGAGUGUUCUUUAAAGAAAAGGAGCCAGGAAGGUUCAGUCAUUCCUGCAAUGGCAAUUUUAAGGAUUACUGCUGUGAAGGCUGACUGUAAAAGGAUCCAGAUCAGGAGUGUCCAACUGAAGGGAAACAGAUGCUUGGUUUGAAUAGGGUUGGGGGUUGGGGGGAGUUCAUGAGUGGUUUAAAUCAAGUUGAGACCAGAGUCAGGGGGAGAACUCUAGAUGUGACACGUUCUGAGAAAAGACCUAGUUUCUGGAUCUCAGUUUUACAACAGCAUGACCAGCUCACAGUAAACAGAUCAGUGCUGAACAGCUUCAUCACUUCACAGGCUGUGUGAAGAGAGGAGGGGGUGGGGUCUAACGGAGGGUGCAGGGUUCUCAGAUCCAGACAGCAGGGCAGCACAGCACACCACUGUAGCUUUAUUAUCCUAGUUAAAGUGACACACAGUACAGGAGCUCACUGGAUAGUCACCUCACCUUCUUUCUAUCUGUGAGUAAGGAGGAAACUGACAAAUUGUGGUUUUAUUGCCUUUCGAUGAACUCAAGAUGAUGCAAUUCUGAUGAAUUGAACUGAUUUCUUCUCGACAAGAAAUAAACAGUAUUUCGCUUUUUUUUUUCAUUUCUCUUUUGAACAACACAUGCAACUGUUGCAAUAUCCGGACUAGACAAGCAGCCUGCUUACUCUGCCUUUUUAAAAAUAUAUUGACAAACAAACUGAGCAAGAACAUUAUCAUAGUCCAAGAGACCAGACCGUUCGAAUGAAGCUGCUCUGCAAGAUCUUUAAAAUCUCAGGCAAUGACAAUCAUUAACUGUUCUAAGGAGCUGGCUCUGUUGAAAACACAUUUGAAAAGUGUUUUUUGAAUACAUAAGAGACACCUUCGACCGUGACAGCGUGUCCCCUGGUGCAUCCCUAGGACUGGCCAGGGAUCACCACCAUGCACUGUAAGAGGAGAGUAUGGUCAGGCCUGGCUAUCUUUCUCCUGACAGCAGCUCUCAUUGGGUUCUGUAUGCAAGUGAACCGCUACAGUUUGCCAGUGCACAGACACAGCACCGAUAUUAAAGAACCUUUACCUGAGAGCAACCAAACUUUCACCACAGUCCCUCCAGAGAGCCCCCGAGCCUGCAGCUGCACUAAGUGUGUCUCUGAGAAGAAUGUGUCAGCCUGGUUUGAUAAGCGCUUCGACUCCAACGCACAGCCCCUGCUCACUGCCAAAGAUGACAGUCUCCCUCAGUCUGCCCUGAGCUGGUGGCUGGCUUUGCAGCAAUCCCACAGAGAUGUGAAAGUGAAUGAAGUGGUAGCAGAGGUGUUUUCUGUGCUGCCUGGGACAAGCCAGAACAGCACGGAGGACUCAUCCCAGUGCAGGAGGUGUGCCGUGGUGGGUAACUCAGGAAACCUGCUCGGAUCCAGUUACGGCCCUUUGAUUGAGUCCCACAAUGUUGUGAUGAGGAUGAACAAAGCUACAACCAGCGGGUUUGAGUCGGACGUGGGGCGCAAGACAACGCACCACUUCAUGUACCCCGAGAGUGCCAUUGACCUCCCAGCUGACGUCCAUCUGGUCCUUGUGCCCUUUAAACCACUGGACCUGCAGUGGAUUGCAAGCGCGCUUUCAACCGGACAUAUAACCAAGACGUACAUGGAAGUCAAACAGUUUGUCAAGGCUGACAAAGACAAGGUGUCUGUAAUCAGCCCAGCCUUCUUGAAAUAUGUUAAUGACAAUUGGACAGAGCAUCAUGGGAGAUAUCCUUCCACCGGCAUGUUGGCACUGAUAUUUGCCCUGCACACCUGUGACGAGGUGUCCGUGUUCGGCUACGGUGCCGACGUCAACGGGAACUGGCACCACUACUGGGAAGAAAACAAAUAUGCCAGCGCUUUCCGGAAAACAGGAGUUCACAAUGCCAACUUUGAGACGGAAACCCUCAGGAAGCUGGCUGAAGAAAGAAAAAUCAGACUCUAUACUCCAGAAUGAACAGCACGUGCAAUCAAUAAAUCAAUAAAUACAUUGGAAGAAUACAAGCCAAACAGCAGGUGAAGUGCAGAACUCCUUAUGGGUCAUUCUUUCACUACUACAGACUGUAAACUAUGGGAGGACUUGAACCCCAAUGGAAAACUUAAGAAUUUUUUUUUUUUUUAAUAAAUGACAAAACUACCGUGCCUCUUCCUUUGAAGUGAAAUCAAAGUCAGCACUUUCUCUGUAAUAUACCUCAAAAGAGACUUUCUUUGUUUUACUUUCAAAGGACACUUGAUCUUCUUUCCUGCCUGCAUUGCAAUUGUGUCAGAGGCUGCUCUCAAGGGGUCGGUGAUGGCACAAUGUUUUAUUCUCUACACGUGUGCAGGAUUUUUCUCCUGGCAUCUUAUACACUGACUGCCCAAAAAAAUGUGAUCCCCUUGUCUACACUGUGGGCUAAUUUAUGCGAUCACAUGUUACGUGAUCCGUUAGACCUAUACAAGCUGUGUGAGAGUGUGCAACUAUUCAGCAACAAUCAUGGGAAAGCAGAAGGAUCCGCAGUGAGGUCACAAUGUGUCUAUUACCAAGACCACCAUGAAACCCAUGACCGGAAUACACAAAAUCACAGGAGCAAGUAUUGGUUAUAUUAAUUUAACAUGUUAUUAAACUAGUAAGUGGUCAUUUUACUGUCAAGUACAUCAAUACGUUAUUUUUGAUUUUGGUGUACCCCUGAAACAUGUUAUAAAAUGAAACUAAUGUCAUCUGUCUAGUUUACUCCCCCCCCCCCCCCCCCUGCA